GAGAAGCAAGAUCAAAUCAUAUCACAUUCAUGACAAGUACUCAUGGAAGAAGAAGAAAGAUGGGACUGUGUUUGGUAAGAGCAAGUGCCGACGCCGGAGAAGAAGAAUCCGACGAUCAAAGCAAGCCUGAGAGAAGAAGUUUCUUGAGCUUAGCAGAAGCCGGUCUUGUUGAAAUCUCGGGCCUUGGUGCACACGAAAAGUUUCUCUGUCGACUAACGAUAUCGUCGUUAAAUUUGCUAAGAGUGAUAUCAGAGCAAGAAGGAUGUUCAAUAGAAGAGUUGAAUGCUGGCAAAAUAUGUGACUGAUGACUAUGACGGAGGAGAAACCAACUUCCGACGGCAAAGGAGGUUGGGGUUUCUUCAAGAUUCCAUUUCGUAACUCAAGCGGUCAUGGAAACGCCGCUUCAAGUGCUGCUACUUCUCCGUUUCCAUCUGGAGCUUCGUCUUCUUCUACUUCUUCUCAUCUCCAUAACCAUCAUCAACAUCAACAUCAUCAUCAUCACCAUCAUCAACAUCAUCAUCAGCUUGGUUAUAACGGUCCUCAUGGUGAUGGAUCGGGUCAAAAUCAACACCCGACUCCUUCUCCUUCUGUUUCAUCUGUUGCUAAGUCGUUUCUUCCUACUAAACGAAGAUUGAAGCUUGAUCCUUCUGAGAAACUCUAUUUUCCUUAUGAGCCUGGGAAGCAAGUUAGGAGUGCUAUUAAGAUUAAAAAUACCAGCAAAUCACAUGUAGCCUUCAAGUUUCAAACAACAGCGCCGAAGAGUUGCUUCAUGCGUCCACCUGGUGCGAUUCUUGCUCCUGGAGAGACUAUUAUUGCUACUGUGUUUAAAUUUGUUGAGCCUCCUGAGAAUAAUGAGAAGCCAAUGGAUCAAAGGAGCAGGGUUAAGUUUAAAAUCAUGAGCCUGAAGGUGAAAGGUCCAAUGGACUAUGUGCCUGAACUGUUCGAUGAGCAAAAGGAUGAUGUCUCUAAGGAGCAAAUAUUGCGUGUGAUUUUCCUGGAUCCCGAGCGCCCCAACCCUGCGCUGGACAAACUGAAGCGCCAGUUAGCAGAAGCGGAUGCAGCGGUGGAGGCACGAAAGAAACCGCCAGAGGAAACAGGUCCAAAGAUGAUUGGAGAAGGGCUUGUGAUCGAUGAAUGGAAGGAGCGUCGAGAGAGAUAUCUUGCACAACAACAAGGCGAAGGAGCUGACUCUCCCUUCCUAUUCAUUUCUACUCUGCUCCGUCAUUUCUCCGUCGUCCUCAGCUCGUCGCCGGCGUUUACCAGCCGCCGCAACGCUAGAUCCGUCGCCUCUCAGGUCGACGAUUUGUAUGGAAUGCUCACUUCUUGUGUUCUUAUUGAUCUCGAUGGUACCUUAAUCAACACAGAUGGUGUUGUUGGUGACAUUUUGAGGAAAUAUUUGUGUAAAUAUGGUAAACAGUGGGAUGGAAGAGAAUCAUUGAAGAUAGUUGGGCAAACUCCAUUAGAAGCUGCUACUACUAUUGUUGAAGAUUAUGGACUUCCUUGUAAAGUUGAUGAAUUCAAUUCAGAAUUCUACCCUUUGUUCUCUGCUCAGAUGGACAAAAUCAAAUCCCUUCCUGGUGCUAAUCGGUUAAUUCGACAUUUGAAGUGUCAUGGAGUACCUGUGGCCUUGGCUUCCAAUUCUUCAAGAGCAAAUAUUGAAUCCAAAAUUUCAUAUCAUGAAGGGUGGAAGGAAUGCUUCUCGGUUAUUGUUGGUAGUGAUGAAGUCUCUAAAGGAAAGCCUUCUCCUGAUAUUUUUCUUGAAGCAGCGAAGAGAUUGAAUAAAGAUCCAGAGGACUGUUUGGUUAUUGAAGAUUCUGUGCCUGGUGUUAUGGCUGGUAAAGCUGCUGGGACAAAAGUGAUUGCUGUUCCUUCUCUGCCCAAGCAAACACAUCUUUAUACAUCUGCAGAUGAAGUCAUCAAUUCUCUACUCGACAUAAGACCUGAAAAAUGGGGACUUCCUCCAUUCCAAGACUGGAUUGAGAACACGUUACCAAUUGAUCCAUGGCAUAUUGGAGGUCCAGUCAUCAAAGGAUUUGGCCGUGGCUCUAAAGUACUCGGAAUCCCCACAGCUAACUUGUCAACAAAGGAUUAUGCGGAUGAGCUAGUCGAACAUCCUUCGGGAGUGUACUUUGGUUGGGCAGGCUUGGCAACGAGAGGUGUCUUUAAAAUGGUCAUGAGCAUUGGUUGGAAUCCUUAUUUCAACAACAAGGAGAAAACUAUUGAACCAUGGCUGCUUCACGAUUUCGCUGAGGAUUUCUAUGGAGAAGAGCUACGUCUUAUAAUUGUUGGCUAUAUACGCCCUGAGGCUAAUUUCUCGUCACUGGAGAGUCUCAUCGCAAAGAUUCACGAGGACAGGGAAGUUGCAGAGAAAGCUCUUGAUCUUCCAACUUAUGUUAAGUUUAAGGAUGAUCCUUAUCUGACUAAAUGAUAAAAUCAUUUAUGUAAAAAGAAUCGAAAGUCUUGUUUUCUCACAUUCUUGAUUGUGAAAUAAGCAAAAAAUUCAAAC
This is a messenger RNA of Arabidopsis arenosa, 2506 nucleotides long. Lineage: Eukaryota; Viridiplantae; Streptophyta; Magnoliopsida; Brassicales; Brassicaceae. The record is from the annotation of a GenBank genome assembly.